Engraulis encrasicolus (European anchovy) is the source of this 2081-nucleotide messenger RNA. It is a transcript of the gene tmem51b, whose product is annotated as transmembrane protein 51b. The record is from RefSeq and is a predicted model, not a curated record. The coding region runs from base 247 to 1176 and encodes 309 amino acids. The transcript has 4 exons. Lineage: Eukaryota; Metazoa; Chordata; Actinopteri; Clupeiformes; Engraulidae.
UUGAGUGGAAUUUGGACAAAGUUCCUGUCUUUCAAAAAGACCACAAGAGAGAAACAGGCAAACAAUCGCUAAAUAUACAGAGCGACUGGACUUAAAACUGUACAAAUGGGCCAAGUGCGUAACAGGAGGACGGCGUAUUAGGAGAAGUCCAGGAGUACCUGCCCGAAACCAGGUGUUUCUCUCGCGGAGGCCAACUGAAAGGGCGUUGUGUGUGCGUGCUCGGAAUACUAAGGCAUCUCCCUCAUCAUGUGUCGUGCAGGGCUCUGCGGUGGCGGUGGCGAGGGAGAGGAGGGGAGCGGGGCCGGGGGUGCACGUGGCAGGCGAUCCAACACCCACUCCGGGUCGGGAUCCCAGUACGCGCUGUGUGCCCUGGGGGUGGGGCUAGUGGCACUGGGCGUGGUUAUGAUCAUAUGGACCAUCGUGCCAUUCGAUGCAGGAAACAGCACUCACACCCCCAGUCCAGCAAGUGGCAGUGAUGAUCAAGAUGAGGAGACAGAGUCUAAGACUAAGACCUCCUCCGUGGCGUUCGUAUUGGUUGGUUCGGGCGUAGUGAUGCUGCUAUUGGCUAUCUGCCUGGGCCUGAGGAACAGGAAGAGGCUGCAGAGACGAGCCACGGAGCAAGGAGUCGGGAGACAGUAUAUGGACCGCGUACCCGGAGAAGAGUCUGAUGAGCCUGCUCCAGACUACGGUGUGCCGAGCUACGAGGAGGCGGUGGGCAGUGGCCAGUACCCGAUUCGCCAGAGCAACCUGCGCAACAGCACCACCCACCUGCCCUCCUACGAAGACCUCAUCGCAGCCGUGGAGAACGAGACCGCCGACGGCCCCGUCCCAGGGCCUUCCGAAACGCCCGCCGCCGGUGACCCCCCGACCCAACCUGAUGGGGGUGACCCCCCUGCGGCAGCACCCACCCCUGCGCCCGCGGCCGCGCCCGCACCCGCCAACCCCCCCCAGCGGAGUGCCAGCCGUGCCAGUCGGCUGUUGCGGCCGCUUCGCGUGCGUCGCAUCAAGUCUGACAAACUCCAUCUGAAAGAUUUCCGGCUGAACAUCCGCAACCCGCAACCUGGAAGCAUAACCAUCGAGCCCAUCACACCACCACCAAUGUACGACGACAAGGCACCGGAGCUACCCCUCGAAAACACAGAAUGCGACAAGGCCCCCGAACUACCAGAAAACUAGAAACAAACCCCCACACACACACACACCUCAGUACGACGAUAAGGCCCCGAACUACUAUAGAACUAUAAACACACACACACACACACACACACACACACACACACACACACACACACACACACACACACACACACACACACACACACACACGUCAAGCAAACCCCCAGAACUACCAGAAAAUUAAGAAAACUAGAACCCCCUCUAACACACACAUACUCACCAGUAGGACAACAUACAGUAGCCCCACAAACUACCAGAAAACUACACCAUACCCCAAGGUACAAUGACAAAUUCCCCCCCCCCCCCCUUCUCGACCAGCUUGAUGUACAUAUCGGCUGCCCCUCAAAAAUCUCGGAAGACAAUAGAGCUCCCCUCAAUCUAGCAACUCCCUGACACUAGGUGGAGCUACACUUGCAGAUGUCCGUUGACAUCACAGUUCAUGGAGAAAAAAACUAGUAUUUUUCGGUUCGCAUCACAAACCAACGUUCCGCUUCUCGAACGCUCAGACAUGCGAGCGCUCAGACGCCAGUCGGUUCGAGAUUAGAGUGUUGUAACUUCUUACUGCAGAGGGGCCUGUCGACAGGCCUAUUCAAAGCACUCUAUGACACAUCCUGACAUUGCAGAGACAUUGCAGAGCCGAUUAAGACUUGCUCAUUUUGAUGAGCAUAAGGUUAUAACAGUCUCUGCACACACUCAUUUUUCCUUCUGGGAAUAGCAUUGACUCUGGACCCUCUUUGACCUGACUCUCAUUACGAAUGGAGGCAGUGUGUGUGUGUGUGUGUGUGUGUGUGUGUGUGUGUGUGUGUGUGUGUGUGUGUGUGUGUGUGUGUGUGUGUGUGUGUGUGUGUGUGUGUGUGUGUGUGUGUGUGUGUGUUCUCAUGUGCAUUCUCAUGUGUCCUAGCAAC